AUGUGACCUGCGGACCUGUAAUGGAGGAACCAACACCUGUACGGGACCCUUGGAACACCUUAAAAAAAAUUGAUGAUUGCCUUCAGACCUUUGAGGAGUAUGGACAAGAGGCCUACUUCUUUAAUAAAGGACUGGAGAAGGACUUUUCACCAUCAGGUUUCCUAGCAAACCAGCAUGAGAUAGAUCCAACCCUUUGGCAGGAAGUCAUCAACAUCUUAAUUAAAGUGCACAGGCACUUUUCAUUUGACUUUUCUAACUUGAGCCUUGCAGUCAACUACAUGGCAAGGUACAUCUCCCACAGGCAAGUGAAAGCUACCAUCUUGAAGCCACUGGGGGCUACCUGUUUGUAUUUGGCCACAAAGAUCAUGCACAGAAAUCGUCCUUCAGUAGAGGAGUUCCUGGAGCUGUUUGGGGAAGCAUGUUACACACCUGAAUACAUUGCAUAUGUUGAGAAGAACCUUAUAUACCAACUUGAAUUUCGGUUGCAAGCACCUACCAUUGAUUUUUUCCUUGAACACUUUUCCCUAAUGAGAGUUUCCAGUGAGAAGUGUUCAAAAAGCAACAUCACCAGAGCAGCCAAUGCCCUUACAGCUGCCAGAGGAAUAGCAGCACUGGCCAUGUCAAAGUAUGAUUUCCAUUCUUACCUACCAUCUCUAUUGGCUCAGUGCUGUCUUAAAGCUGCAGACCAAAUACUUGGAUAUAACAACCCAGAUGAAGAGUACCUUGGGGAUUAUCCUGCCCACCUCAUGCAGGAAUGCUUGGAAAAAACAUUUCUCCUGGUGUCUGCAAACAAGAACUUCUUGCAACAACUAAUGCCAGAAGUGUUUCCAUAGUUGCUUCCAGAGCAUUCAGGUAAGUAAUAUUCACAUAAGCACACAUUUAUCUAUACAGACUAUGACAAAAUCCAAUCAACCCUUACUAACAUAUCUGCACUACACUCACCUACACUUGAAUACACACAUAUCUGGAUCACAGAAAGGGCAAGCAUAACCAUACUGAUGAGUGGAUCAGCAGGGGAGACAGCUGAAGUGGGAGACAGGAAAGUGGCCUACAACAACCUCUGGACACAGAGUGCCGCACUUUAACUGAACUGGAGCGUGCCAUGGCUAUAUAGGAAAAUGGAAGUUAUCAUCAGCUUUCUUUGUGUAGAAGUCUGUUUUCCUCUCUAUACUUCUACCUUUUUUUCCAUUUGUUUAUUUAACUCUGUUGGUCUAUGAAUCUGUGCUAUAUAUAUUUGUCCAUCUGCCACUCACAACUAAUUCAGAAAUAUGUUUAAUACACACAAGCACAUAUAGGCCACUCAGUUGACCCUGCAUUCCUCUUCACUCGACCUGGGCAACUACAGAAGCCGGGGUCUGCAAGCUGCCCUCGAAUGGAGAGGAAUGCAACUUUCUCCUAUCAGCUUAAAUGUGCUCAUGCGUAUGCUUCUAUCUUUCUGUCUGUUUCCCUCACCCUGCUUGCCUUUAUUAAAUAUGGUGCAUUGAUCCUGGGAGCAAAUCUGAUUGCCAUUAUGGGGUCAGGAAGGAAUUUUUCCCUCUAGUGAAGCAGAUUGGGCCAAGCUUCACAGAGGUUUUUCGCCUUCCUCGGGAUCAAAAAGCCCAAUUUUUCUCAUCAAAAAUAAAGCUGUGAGUUACACAGAUUAA
Molecule: messenger RNA, 1643 nt
Organism: Xenopus laevis (African clawed frog)
Lineage: Eukaryota; Metazoa; Chordata; Amphibia; Anura; Pipidae
Product: cyclin-O protein B-like
Exons: 1
Coding region: 21-833 (270 amino acids)
Source: RefSeq, a predicted model, not a curated record